AUGGAGUUUGUGCUACUGACAUCUGUAGGAAUAGCUGCCGAAGAUCUCCAGAGCAUUGAACAGGAUGCAACCAUGAGCGAUGGCACUGAGAGCUCGAGCCAAAGUAACAGGGUGAUACUAGUUCUUUCGCUAGCUACUUCCAGUGAAGAUGACGAUUCUGCUGCUGCUCAAGGCUCUUCUUUUGCAGAUUCUCACUUGAUGACUCCCCUCGAUUGCGAAGAUAACUACGAGCCUAGGGCUGACGAACAGUGA
Penicillium longicatenatum is the source of this 252-nucleotide messenger RNA. RefSeq lists its product as uncharacterized. Bases 1 to 252 code for a protein of 83 amino acids. NCBI's taxonomy places the organism in Eukaryota, Fungi, Ascomycota, Eurotiomycetes, Eurotiales, Aspergillaceae. The transcript is spliced from 3 exons. The record is from RefSeq and is a predicted model, not a curated record.